This is a messenger RNA of Enterobius vermicularis (human pinworm), 1731 nucleotides long. NCBI's taxonomy places the organism in Eukaryota, Metazoa, Nematoda, Chromadorea, Rhabditida, Oxyuridae. The record is from the annotation of a GenBank genome assembly.
AUGGAGGAUAACAUCCAUAAGUAUGGUGGUUUUAUUAAUCAACGCUAUAUACCUGCACCUGCAGCUUAUCCUACUGUACAGUAUUCUGGAGAACCUACCGGACAGCCCCCGCCUCAAAUUCAAUAUGCUGCGCAGACUGUACAAGCGCCUGGCAUGACUCCGCAGGAAGUUGCGAUUGCAAGGAUUGACAAUUCCAUUGCAACCAUGGAGGAGCAACAGCUAACAAAUGAUCCUCGUUAUGCACAGAUGUUGCAGAUAAAGCAAAAGCUGACAGGUGUUCCGAUAACCUUUGAUGGGAACGUUAAACAAGAGGCAGUUGAGAAGCAAGUUCAUCACGGAAAUUCAUUCACUGCGGAACAGACGAAGCAGUUGAAAGCUCAGAUUGCGGUGUACAAGCAGUUGGUUCAUCAAGAGCCAAUCACGCCGAUGAUGAUUGCCGCAGCAGUCAACAACACGCCGAAUAAAGCUGUAACUUUGCUUCCUGAGCCAUAUGAGUUUCCUGCCGAAGGCGAAAACGGCGAAAGGUUCCCUUACGACUUGAUGCGCAUAUUAUCAAUACAUCAACAACGCGCUAACAGAACUUCUGCACUUCCGCUACCUCCUGGUGUUGACCCGGUGACGAUAAUGAAAGAGAGAGAACACAGAAUUCGAAGCAGAAUCUCUGCUCGAAUUGCUGUUCUGUCAAAUUUACCACCAGACAUAAGCAGUCAGCUUCGUACAAAGACUGAAAUAGAACUUCGUGCCCUUCGUUUAUUGAAUCUUCAAACCCAAAUGCGGUCGGAAAUUGUAAACCAGAUUAAAAGCUACACCACUUUGGAGACCGGUUUAAACCCGUGCGCUUAUCGUAGAACACGAAGACAGGCUCUAAGAGAAGCUAGGGAUGUUGACGAAUUGGAGAGGAAGCAGAAGGAGGAGGAAAAGAGGCGGCGGAAGCAAAAGCACACUGAAUUACUUCAGGCUAUUUUGCAACAUGGGAAGGAGUUCAAGGAGUAUCAUAGAAAUAAUUUGGUACAUAGGUCUCCUUCAGUUAAACUGAGUAAAGUAAGGAAAGCUGUUUUGACUUAUCAUGCGAACAAUGAGAAAGAGCGUAAAAAAGACGAAUUGAAAAAUGAGCGGAUGCGUAUGCAAAAGCUAAUGCAAGAAGAUGAAGAGGGUUAUAGACAGCUGUUGGAUGAGAAAAAGGACAAAAGGCUUGUGUUUUUAUUGCAACAGACUGAUGAAUAUGUUGAAAGUUUAACUGGUUUGGUUAAGCAACACCAGGCUACAGAAAAGAGGCGUAAGCGUCAAGAAAGAAGGGAACAGAGAGCCAAAGAAAAAUUGCAAGGAGAUUUGGGUGACGUCCGUCUUUAUAUUCGUGAAGUGGCCACGGGAGCCAUGCUUCCAGCUAGAGUCGAUUGUAAAGUUAAUUCUUAUUUGCGUAGAAAAGUUGUUUCACGUGAUGAAUGUGCAUCGGAAUCUGAAGAAUCUGAAGAGGAAAUCCUGGAUCCUGUUCCCCCAAAAAAAGAUGACGAAUUUGAAGGUCUUGAUGAGGAAGCUAGGAAUAGAAAAAUUAUCGAAAAGGCGCGUAAUGAAGAAGAUGAGUAUGACCAAAAAAAUCGAAGGCAGAUUGAGUCUUAUUAUGCUACAGCUCAUAAAAUCAAAGAAAAAGUUGUCACUCAACAUUCUACGAUGGGCGGUGGUGAUCCAAAUUUGCAGUUAAAGCCGUAUCAGGACGAGUGGUUGUUGGUGUAG